CUUCCACCUCUCACUUUCUUCGGCCAUCAGCUGCCAUUUGUAAACAUCUACCCGGGUAGGUACCUAUACGGGUUCGUUUCUUUUGUACCUAACCCUCGGAUGGGUAGGAAGGAGCUUGUCUACCGUACAUCAGGAAAAGAUACAAAGGAGCAGUUUCUGUCGGACCUCAGAACAUUCAAAGUGCAAAUCGAAAACCGGUGCUACAAACGAUAAGAUCCGAUUGGGAGUUGGACUGUGCCAAAUUUAACAGAAUAUUGAAGAUAUACAAUCAUGAUAACGAUUCGUGACCACCGGCCCAGAUUUUUUCGGGCCAUCCACUUCCCAUAUAAUGAAAGAAUUAUUUGCCACCAAAAAAUUGACGCUUCAGUGCAGACAGCGGAUCCGGUUGGUUCAACCUUGAAGCAGUGCAAGAAGCUGACAAAUACAACCAAAGAUCAGUACAUCAAGCUGAGGGAUUCCGGCGCCAAUGGUUUACCGUAUUCCGCCAAGUUUGUGUGCGGAGAUGCCAUUUGGAAGCUGCACGGAGAGGGAUGUUUGGUCACCAUCGGAUCUGACUACGUUGCUCAGGUAUUCAUCGAGAACAUCCCUGAGCUGAACGAUGCAACUGAUUUUGAAACCUCGAAGGAAUUGCUGUUGGCGCAUCUGACAACCGUUAAUGUGCUGUUCGAUCAGCUGAUCAUCGAAACAACUGACAUUGUUGGAGUAAUUAAGUCUCUGCUACACGACCUGGCCACCAACUGUGCAACGAAUCCAAGUAGUGCGCAAUGUUUACUGGAAUUUUGGAGAAUCUCUAAUAAGUAUAAUUUCAAAAUAACAGUCCGAUUUUCGGAUGAACUCAGCAUGAGUGAAAUCAUACAACAUAAUCAACUCAAGACAGCUAUAAAAGAAUACGUCAAAAAGCACGAGAAACUUGAAGAACGAAACCUGUUCCAAAAAGGCAAAGAUUGGAUUCAAGGCUUCGUAAAAAAGACCAACUUCUUGGAGGAAUUCUUAAGAACAGCGAUGAAGAAUCAUAUAGCAACUAUACUAGAAAUGUGCCCAUUACAACUUAAACAAAGUGUAUUGAAGUUUGAACCGCAACGCAGCUUACUGCUGGGCAGAAAUGAUGUCAAGUUGUUCGGUGAUUUGGAAUGUGCCCUAAAUGAGAGUGUUUUUAAACAAGUUUUGCCAAAAAUUGAAGCGAAAUACGUAAAGCGAAUCAUGGACAUCGAACUCACCGAAUCCUGUCAAGUUCUUCCACUCGUGAACACUGUUUACUUCCAUGUCUGCAAAAGUAUGUUGGAAAUGGCCAGUCUAGUGCAAACAGAACUAAGUGUAAAAAACCCGUUAGUGUACGAAAACGAAUGGAAGUUGACAAACAUUGAAAGUAGUGAAGGUGCGACGCUGUUUACUAAAAGUUAUGUAACACAACUUCGAAUGCUUGUUGAAAUUGCAAACCAUCUUGAACCAGGAAAACUUACCGUUGGAGAAAUUUUCCCCUAUGAGUUGCAGAUCGACCUUUUCAAGUCUUCGAAGUCCACUCAUAGCGGUCUACGAAUAUGGCUCUGUCUAGUGGAUGCAACAAUGAUGGAUAUGUUCCAGGGCAAUGUUGAGCGAAUUGAAGCGUUCUCGGCCGUUCUAGAAAUUUUCUUAAAUUUUGUGUCAUCGAAAGAGUCAAAGAGUGAAUCACAAGAAUCUGUACGUGUAGUUGCCCACAACACGUUGCAGUUUGUAGCACAAGUCGAACAAUCCGGGCUUGGACAAAACACAGUUGACACAGAGAUCCUUCAAAAACAGAUAUCUCUCAUGGGACCACAAUUGCUCAGCGACUCUUCAACAUUCUCUCGGUAUCGGGACAGCUUAGAUGUGUUCAAAAACUACUGGGAACGCUUCAAUGAAGUCCUUCCCAAACUGGCAAACAAAUUGGAAGGUGAGCACCUGAAGCCACAGAUCGAUGAAAUCAAAACCAGUCUUUCGAGCAUCGUCUCGCAAGUACUAAACAAAAAUACGCAGUCCGUAGAUGUAAUCGAGUUCUUCCGAGCGUUCAACGAUCUCUUCACGGACUUGGAAGAUUUGUCUUUUGAAUGGUACGUACGUAUUCCAAACCGGCCAAUCAAGAACCGGCUACUACGUAAAUGUACAAUCAAACGAGUCGAAAACAAACUCAGCUAUACUGACAAUGAGUGCCACCAGGUCCAAAAAGGUCGGAAUGAUGAGUUCGCAGGAGCAUUUGAAGCAGCAGAAAUUCCAAAACACUAUCAAGCUGAAGUGGUGAAAACAUUGCUGAAUUAUAUCAACGAAGCAGGACAAAAACAAGCAUGGAUCAAUGGACAACAAUUGACUAACAAAUGUCAGUUAACUGCCUCAGUCCUUUUGAUCAAUGCCAUCAGAAGCUCUCUUCUAUACCUCAAGGAACAACCCGACUACAUCGACUUUGAAACGUUUCUGAAAGAGACUAUACAACCUUUUAGUUGUGUAAUCAAUGAGAGCAAUUCUCUUGAAGAUUUCACCAAACGUGUGGAGUUAAUCAAAGAAUCGUUUUGGUAUAUCCGCAAUCAGAGCUCGAUUGGAAUUGACAAGGCCUUGCAGCUAUUCACGCCACAAAAUGAAAAUGUCAAUGAAGAGCUUUUGAAAUCAUCUUUCCAGCGAUAUCAUGACCAGUUCUUGAAAUACAUGGUGGAGAAUAGCAAGUUCAACUACACCCAAAAAAUUCAAAACAUUGUUCAGGAUGUUCGUACCAAAGUUAAACCAAUUCUCAGCACUAAGUGGGCUUCAGUUUUUAAGCAAACAGUUAUUCCGGAAAUUCUCGCCGGAUUGGGAGCCGUGUGGUCAAUCAUGAUUUCGAAAGAUGUGGCCAGUUCUGGAAAGCACCUAAAGCCACACUCGAUACAAAUUCUCAGCAUUUUGAGACUGCUCAGUGUUGAUAGGGGUGAUAUCGGUGUCGAGAAACAUCUGGCGCAGAUAUUGACCGGUCAGGGUAAAUCGCUGGUGCUGGGACUGUGCGCUGCUUUACUAGCCUUGUUCAAUCACGAUGUUGUGGUGGUUUGCUACAGCAAAUAUUUAGCAAGCCGUGAUUUCAACGAUUUCAAAGGCUUGUUUCAAAACUUUGCCGUCCAUUCCAAAAUAUAUUAUCAAACUUUCGGAGAUGUGGCGUGGAACGAAAUGCAUAAUCUGUUCGAAAAUGCCACCAAAUAUGUGAGCAAAUGUAUUGGGAUUCCCAAUAACAAUCGAAAAUAUACGACUUUUGCUUCAAACUUGAAAAAUACGGUACUGCUGAUCGAUGAGGUAGAUGUUUUCUUCAUGGACAAAUUCUACGGCAGCACUUUCAACCCCUUGUUCCUACCAAUAAUUCGUGGACUAGGAAAAGUUCAGCAACAAAUUUGGAGAUUAGUGCUGCAACAUAACAGCGACGUAAAACACGAAAUUGAAACAUUCAUGCGACAUUCCAAUGAACCUGAUAUUAUUAAGCUUAAUUCGUUUUUGCAACGACCGAGAAAAUAUACUUUGAUUGAUAUAGAUACAGAAGUUACCGAAAUUCUACACACGAAUAUGUCGUUAUUUUCAAACCAUCUUGAUAAAAUGAUUAAUACAGCAGUAGAUAUCCAUAAUCGAGCACCUAAUGAUGACUGGAUUCGCAGCUUCAGACUAGAUUCUGAUGGUAACAUUACGCAUAAAGAUGAACUCGGCGUAUUUAGGCCAAGUGCUUUCAACGGUUACUACAACGCAUUCAUGUAUUUCAAACUACGGAAAAACAACUUCGUACAAAGUUCCAAUGGUCUAAACAACUUUGGAUACCUGAAUUUGAGUAUUGCUUCGUAUUCAUACUCCAGGAUCCCGGAAAAGUUCUCAUUGAUCUUGGGAGUCACCGGUACUCUGAGUGAGUUGACUGCCUACGAGAAAAACGCCAUUGAAAACCACUACAAUAUUUCGCACAGUUCCCUCAUGCCUUCAUUCUUUGGUAGUUCCAAUCUGAAGUUCAACCAAAUUCACAAUUUCCAAUGCCACAAAUCCUUGAUCGAAUGGAGACAUGCGAUCUUCAGUCGAAUCAACGCGGUCAUCAACGCUCAGAGGGCCGUGAUUGUAUUUUUCGAUAGCGAAAGUGAAAUUGCCGACUUCAGGAAGGAUUUUCAAUCUCAGCUGGAUCGACUGAACGAAAUCACCAUCAAUACAGAGGCCAAAACCCGAGAUCGCUACAUUGCGGAAGCGGGCCUGAGUCGAACUGUUACCCUGGCGACUCGCGAGAUGGGUCGUGGCGUGGACUACAAGUCUUCGUUGUCAGUGGAGAAAAACGGUGGAAUCCAUGUCAUCCAAACGUUCUUCUCGAUGGACGUUAAGGAGGAAACGCAAAUCAAGGGACGCACGGCUCGAAAGGACAAUCGGGGAAGCUAUGAGCUGAUCGUGUGCCAAACACAUCUCGCGUCGCUCAAACUGACAAAUUUGGUUGACAGAGUAGAUACGAUUAGCUAUGCACGUCUAGUAAAUUCCAGAAAUUAUCAGACUGACGUGAAUAGUUUUGCUAAGAUGCUGAAACUCGACAAUGCGAAUGAAAUACACGACAAAUCUAUUGGAUUUUGCAGUAAUGUAUGAUUUUUUCGUGUAAUAAGCUCGAAAUAAAUGUUUGUGAAAAUAA
Aedes albopictus (Asian tiger mosquito) is the source of this 4609-nucleotide messenger RNA. RefSeq lists its product as uncharacterized. Gene Ontology annotation, molecular function: ATP binding. The record is from RefSeq and is a predicted model, not a curated record. NCBI's taxonomy places the organism in Eukaryota, Metazoa, Arthropoda, Insecta, Diptera, Culicidae. Gene Ontology annotation, cellular component: membrane. Bases 271 to 4566 code for a protein of 1431 amino acids. The transcript has 2 exons. Gene Ontology annotation, biological process: protein targeting; protein import; intracellular protein transport.